Gallus gallus (chicken) is the source of this 3971-nucleotide messenger RNA. RefSeq names its product junctophilin 2. The transcript is spliced from 7 exons. NCBI's taxonomy places the organism in Eukaryota, Metazoa, Chordata, Aves, Galliformes, Phasianidae. The annotation marks the transcript as partial. The record is from RefSeq and is a predicted model, not a curated record. Gene Ontology annotation, cellular component: sarcoplasmic reticulum; junctional membrane complex; plasma membrane.
GGGCCGUCCGCAGGCUCCGCUCGUCCUCGUCGUCGUCGUCGUCGUCGCCGGUCCUCGUCGUGCCGCCGCUCGUCCUCCGCUGCCGGCUCCACGGGCGGACGGUCAGCGCGGUGCCAGGCGCUCCCGGCUGCAACGCACCGAGCGGGGCCGGCCGUUAGCGGCGAUCGCACGGCCCGCACACGGGCGGCGCGGGGCCCGGGGCUCGCCGUCCCCGCACGGCCGUCCCCGCACGGCCCCGAGCUGCCCGAGCUGCCCGAGGCGCGGGGAGGAGCCGCCCGCAGCCAAUGGCCGCCGCGCAGCCUCGCUCCGGCCCGGGGGGCGCCGAGCACAGCGGGAAGCGGUGCGAGCGCCGCUCGGGAGGAGCGCGCAUGCGUGGGGCCGGGCCGGGGCCGCUUCCGGCUGAGGGCCUGCAUCCGGGCGGCGCCGGGCUGCGGAACCUACCAGGGCCAGUUCACCAACGGCAUGCGGCACGGCUACGGCGUGCGGCAGAGCGUGCCCUACGGCAUGGCUUCGGUGGUGCGCUCCCCGCUGCGCACCUCCCUGUCCUCCCUGCGCAGCGAGCACAGCAAUGGCACGCUGCCGCAGCAGGACUCCCCCGCCGCCCACCCCGAGAGCCUGCCCGCAUCGCCCACCAUCACCCGCGGCGGCUUCGCCCUCAGCCUCUACGCCGACGCCGAGGCCGGCAAGGUGAAGAAGGGGGGUCUGUUCCGCAGGGGCUCCUUGCUGGGGAAGCUGAAGAAGUCCGAGUCCAAGUCGUCGCUGGCCAGCCAGAAGAGCCGCGUCAGCUUCCUCAAGAGCGAGAGCGGGAUCAGCUCGGCCGCCAGCGAUGCCACCUCCACAGCCAGCCUGGGCGAGGGGGCGGAGGGAGAGGAGUACCCCCCCUUUGAGUCCGACAUCGACGCCACCACCACCGAGACCUACAUGGGCGAGUGGAAGAACGACAAGCGCUCGGGCUACGGAGUCAGCGAGCGCUCCAGCGGGCUGAAGUACGAGGGUGAGUGGCUGGACAACCUGCGGCACGGCUACGGCUGCACCACGCUGCCCGACGGCAAGAAGGAGGAGGGCAAAUACCGCCACAACGUCCUCGUCAAGGGCAUGGAGAAGCGCGUCAUACCUCUGAAGAGCGCCAAGAUCCGGCAGAAGGUGGAUCGGAGCGUGGAGGGGGCCCAGAGGGCAGCAGCCAUCGCCAGGCAGAAGUCGGAGAUCGCGGCAUCCAGGACAACUCAUGCCAAAGCCAAGGCUGAAGGCUCUGAGCAGGCAGCUCAGGCAGCUAACAACGAGUCGGGCAUAGCCAGGAUGAUGGCCAGGGAGCUCUCCCCAGACUUCUACCAGCCAGGCCCCGAGUACCAGAAGCGGAGGCUGCUGCAGGAGAUCAUGGAGAACGCAGAGCACGCCGUCAACAUGGAGGAAGCGACACCCCCUCAGCCCAAAGGUGCCCCGCCACCCCCAACACCUCCCGAGAGCCCCCAGCUGCACGAGCAGGAUGAGGCCCCCCGCCGACGCAGCCCAGCCCCCAGUCCCGCCGCCACCCCUCCGGAGGCCAAGCGGGCCAAGCCUCAGCAGGACGGAGCCCUGCGGCCCGGCAGCUGGGCUGGGGCGGGUGGCGGUGGGGCCUCCGAUGGCGAAGGCCGUCCGGCCUCGCAGGGCGCAGUACGGCCGGCCGAGCAGAUGGAGAUCAGGCCGCUGCAGCGCAUGGCGCGUGAGCCCGACGUCGAGCACUACAAGGGCUACCACAGCUACGCCGUCAGGACCUCCCCGGUCUCCCCCACUGCGGACUAUGAGGAGGAGCCGCACUCUGAGCGUGGGCCGCCAUCCCCGGAGCCCCAGAGAGAGCCUCAGCGGCGCGGGGGCACCCCGGUGCCCACACAGGAGCCCGCGGAGAGGCACGCGCCCCAGGCGGAGGCCAAGGCGGAGCAGCCGCAUCCCAAGGAGCUGAAGUAGCCCAGGCAGCGGCCCAGCCCCGAGCACAAGGCAGUGAGCAGGAGCGAGCCCGCUGCUGACAGAAAGACUGAGGGCCGGGCGCCAGGCCGGACGGAGCACAAGGCGGGGGCCAAGCGGAGCCCGGCCCCGGCGGUGGCGGUGGCAGCAGCGCAGGACGCAGAGGAGGGUGAUGAGGGACCUAACACAAUUGUGAUCUGCAUGGUCAUCUUACUGAACAUUGGUCUGGCCAUCCUAUUUGUACAUUUUUUGACAUGAGGUCCCCCUCGGACAAGGCGUUGCUGCUCACUGAGACCAUGGACCUUGGUGGGGAUUUAAUCUCAGUCACCUGGAAACACCUAUGAGAAGGACUUGAGAUCCCAAGGUUGCACUGCAAACAUGAACCUUAAGCAAAAGUACCUGAAGAUCCCCUGUCCAGUCUCCCUGCUCCCAGGCUGUGGCUGGCCUCUGCAAUCUACCAAGAAAAAGGCCGAAUUUCUACAACUCAACCUCCUUCUCUUCUUUGUAUAAAAUGGCAGUUGCCUUAAAUUAUUCUCACCAAAGCCAUCAACUGCCCUGUCAUGCCAGGGAUGAGGAAUUUAUCUUUAGCUGUAGGAAAGUGAGUGAGAAGGUCUCAUCCACGCACUGUGUUUUGUAAUUGUCUUGGUUGACUUGAUGUUGGAGGUUUCCCAAAGAGUAUCAUCCACGGCCUGAAAACGCAACAAUGUGCAACAACCAAAAUGACUCCUGAGAGCUGUGCCACGGCUAGGGCUGGGCAGCGUCUCCCUCCAUGCUCGUAUGUUAUUCAAAGGGACAAGCAAAAAGUCUUUCCUUUCCCCAUCAUAUGGAGUCGUUUUCCACGUACGGAGGACUGAGAGGGGGAGCAUGUUGACACUGGGCUUGGUGAAGUGUGACCGGAGCCCUGUGAAUGCCUGCCGACGAGCCAUGGUCGGGGCUGCGGGGUGGGGUGUGAGGGGCUGGCUGGUGUGAGGCUGCUGGUGUGCCCAGGGGUGCUGCGGGUGCAGACAGUGCCCAUUUCAGGGCUGGGCACCAUCCAAGCUCUCUCGUGCCGCCAGCAAUGCUGUGUGUGAAAGCAUCUUGCAGCGGGUGACUUCCCUCUGUAACGGGAAAGGAAAUCAAUGUGCUGAAUUUGCCCCUUUACCCCUUUUUUUUUCUUUUUUCCCUAUGAAAAUGGUGCGAGUUACAAUUGAAAGGAGGUACUUACUGAACAAUACCCCUGUAUACCCACAGGUUCCUCCUCCUCCUCCUCCUCCUCCUCGUAGUGCUGAGCUGUGAGGGGGCUCCUCAAAAGUGCUGCUUUUUCACCGAAACAAAGCAGACAGCCUUUCCCAGCAGAGCGUGCAGGGUGGCUGUUGUGGGAGAGGUGAGGUUAUUCCUGAAAGGAGAAAGGUGCAGAGACCCGAGUGACUCCAGUGUGUUUGGGCAUUGCGCUCAAAACUAUGCAGCAGCCAGCCUUUCAGCAAGGGUAGAGCACAGAGGGGCAAUAGAGCUGUUGUUCUGUGUGCCAGGCUUAGAGGCCUGGACAGUUUGCAGCAAUUCUUCCCAAGGCUGCAAUAGAGAAGUGACCUUUGGAAGGAGAUGUUGCCACUGUGAUCUGCUCUGAUCCUUAGCAGUGUGAGCUUAGAAAGUCGGCACAGAUGAAGUUACAGUUUAGUGUGAGGCUGAGUGCUUGGACCUGUUUCUUCCUUCUUUUAAGAGCAAUAUGUAUUUUGUAUCUAUUUUUAAGUUAAUCGGAAAUGUUAUUUAUAGUCGGUUGUGCACCUCUGUGUAUUCUGAAGUCUCACAGCACAGGACUGGGUGGGAAAACCUGAGAGACUGGAAAGAACGUGGAAGCGAUGGUUGAGGGAAAAAACAGAUGGCCAGUCUGCUCCAAAGGUCUUACGAAGAUGCAGAUAUGUUUCACUCUUCACACAAAAAUACCUUCAUCACAGAUUUUGCAAGCUGUGUACUACAAUCCAUGUACUGCUGUCUGGAGUUUUGUCGGUUGUUCUGCUGGAAUACGUGCAAUAAUAAACAGUUAUCUGCUCACUGUA